This is a messenger RNA of Dermacentor silvarum, 3262 nucleotides long. RefSeq lists its product as uncharacterized. The record is from RefSeq and is a predicted model, not a curated record. Gene Ontology annotation, molecular function: chitin binding. Gene Ontology annotation, cellular component: extracellular region. The coding region runs from base 278 to 2380 and encodes 700 amino acids. The transcript has a single exon. Lineage: Eukaryota; Metazoa; Arthropoda; Arachnida; Ixodida; Ixodidae.
CCGAGGUCGGUCUAUUUGCCUUUCCGCCUCCUAAAAUGAGAUUUAGCCCUUGCUCCGGAGAAGCCACGAAGCGCGCGGCCCGAGAAUUCCGCCGCGAUUUCACGCAUGGUAGAAGAGCGCGGCCGGGAGAAGAUGUGCGCCCCUCCGGAAACAGAGUAGGCGCUCUUCGUGACCCGCUUCGCGCUCCACUUCCUCGUCGCGGUCGUCGGCUGAGCCUGCCAUCUGGGUCAGGAGCGGGCUGGCGGCCGUGCAGGGAUGCGCCGGCUGCGCCACUAGCAUGACGGUCACCGCCGCGCGUCUGCCGCUGCUCCUGGCGCUGGCCGCCGCCGCCGCCGCAACACAGCCGUCGUCGCCGCUCCAGCUGCCCGAUGUCAAGUUCAGCUGUCAAGGCCGAGCGACCGGUUAUUAUGCCGACGUUGAGCUGCGCUGCAGCGUCUUCCACUACUGCGGCGCGCAGGGCGACCGAUACUCUUUCGUGUGCCCGCCAAAGUCCACCUUCAAUCAGCGGCUUCUCAUGUGCGACUACGAGCCUGGUGCAUUGGAAUUGUGCGCCCGUUCGGAGAGCCUCUACAACGUUAGCACGGCGACGCCACGCCUGCGCAAGCCGGUGACUAGGCCGCCCACGACGACGACGACGACUCCGGCGCCCAGCAGCACGCCGUCGCCCACGCCAGUGGCUGUAUUCGGCAAACCGCGCAGCACCACGGCCGUGCCACUGAGUGAAGAAGACGAAGACUGGCUGGACGACGAAGGCGUCAGGAAUGAGACCCAGUGGUCCAGCAACGAGACGCAGUGGUCCAGCAACGAGACGCAGUGGUCCAGCAACGAGACGCGCUGGUCUCAGCCCGUAGAGCACCACGAAGAUGGCGGCUGGCAACCAUCGGAACCGCUGUUCGAUCGCGACGCGCUUUUCGAUAACCUGCGCUCGCACGAGAGCGCAGUCACCUACGAGGAACCCCGCAGCGGCGAUUCUGGGGCCAAUUCUUUUGUGGUGUACGACCCCAGCGAGCUGGGACGCCCUUUUUAUUACCAGCCGGAGCCGGCGAGCUACGAGCCGCCGAGGCCCCCGUGGCAGCCGAUGGCCGAAGUGCUUCUGGGCCGCCCAACCGGUAACUACUACAAGACGCCCUCAGGAUACUUUGAGUUCCGCCACAGGUCGUCGUCGCGUAGAAGGGCUCGCUCAGCGCGCGGAAAGCGCCAGCUGCUGCUGUCGCGGUUCUUCAAGCGACAGCCGCUGCGCCUUCCGCCUCCCAGGGAAGAAGAAAGUGGCUGGCUGCCCAGCGUUCACUUUCCGCUCAGGGGAUUCUUUCCGCCCGAUCCACCCGCGUGGCCUUCACUACGAUUGCCCCCGGCCAAAAGCGCAGCGCCACCACCGACUCCCUUCCAGGUUGAACACAGGCCGCACGCGCACGCGUUUGGCCGGCCCUCGCUGCAUCCGGAUCGUUUCCUACCGCCCCGGCCACAGCUGCCCCCGUUCUCCCCUGAGCUGCGACCGUGGUCUCAGCUCGGUGUCUCAUACCUGCCGGAGACCAUGUUUGUGCCACCUCAUGUGAUACCCGGUCGGACUGCACCACCUCCGAUGGUAGUACACCGCCAGACGGCGCCACCUCCGAUGGUAGUAUCCCGACAGACAGCGCCACCUCCAAUGUUGGUACCCCGGCAGACGGCGCCAUAUCCGCUGCUGUCACCACGGCAGACGUCGCCACCUCCCGUGGCGCCACUCAGACAGGCUGGCUCGCGGUUGCCCAUGAAGCGCCCGCCGCCUAGGAAGAAGCCCGGUCGCAGACGCCGUCCCACGCCCCCGCCGCGUACUACUACCAGGUCAGCACCCGCUAAAGACAACCGCACGUACAGUUGGUACGGCGGGUGGACCACCAUUGCGCCUCCCAGGCCCGUGCCAGCGAAACCUACGCCGCCCACUCCCACAAAGCCAAGAUCAACGCAGCUGUGGUCUCUGUCCAGCAAGUCGCCUAACUCCUCUUCACCUAGAUCGACUCAAACAGCGACGCUCAAGCUCAGUGCGACAACACCCUUCAGCUGGGAGCGGCUGCGCACGGCAACUUCAACCACAACCCCUCGACCCGCGACCAUAGUGCGCGUCUUUAGCAACAAAAUCGGUUCCUCGGUCAUGGCUACGGCAGGUACACCGCGCACCACGACGACAUCGACGCCUCCGACCACAGCCUUAGACGUCAAGGACAACGUGAUUGGAAACGGCCGAGACCGGGGAUUUCCCUUCGAGUUUUUCACAGAUGUCAACAAGCUGGUGGCGCGAACCACGCCGCAACCACAGCCCGUGUACAAGCCGCCCGCAAGCCGCGAACCUGUUACCGAAGUGGUGACGGCAAUCUCCUUCAGUGAGUCCGCCCCGGCGGCGUGACGUCUGGCCGUUGCCCAGUCGAGCAGUGCUCCCUUCGCGUGAGUUUCGCUGCUAAGCAAGUGCGUCGCAACAAACACAACCACUGCGCCUACUGCACAAGCGCGUGCGGGCGCUACGGGCGUGUCGAUAUGUAUAUCGCAUAAAUGCAUCGCUGGCCGAAGCUGCGAAGAAGCGCAUUCUCGACCUUGACUUGUUAACGAAAGGCGUUCAUGUCGUUCGUGAUGACAGUACUAGCGGCUGACGGAAGGAGUUGACGGCUGUUUUGAAGUAUCCCACAUCGACACGGAUGCAUAUAGGGCGCAUGUGGGCAUUCGCAUCAGCGACAAGAAGUAGUAUGCUGAUUACUUGUGGGGCGCAGGCACACCCAGGACGGCAGCAAGGUGCACCUCAGAACACUGCAGUCAGUUAUGAGGACAGCACACUGUUAUCGGUACCACAUACGAGGGGCAACUGGAGUGGCCCGUGAUGCAAAAGUGCAUGUGCAUGCAUUAGUUAGCAGUUUUAGUAGGAGAUAAUAUCUUGGGUGACCAUGCAAGCUCGGAUAAUGACGCUUCCAAAACUAUGACUGUCCUGAAGAGCCGUGCCUGUCCCUUCACUAGUUGCGGGUUUGGUCAUGACACCUUGUUUCAUAGAACCUUCGAUCCUCAAAAGAACAUCCUCUUCUAUGUCAAUUUGUUCCUCUGCGCCUCAUGCUCACACAUUUUCCCCGCUUCCCUCGGUGCGUCUCAAUGUUACCUCCGGCUCAUGUGUAUACAACACUGUCAAACCUGACUAUAUAAACGUUGUUCGAGCUUAACAUUGCCUUUAUUUUAUUUCUUUAGAAAAAGAAAGUUAGUGACGUUUCACUUCGUGAACGCUGGUUAGGCGCAAGCAUAUGGACGC